AUGCCUGCGGACGAGGGUUUAGGGGGGAGGGACGAGGAACGGCGACACAGGCGGACGCGCUCUCGGUCCGCGACCCGCACCCGGUCGCGGUCGCCCAGACGGCAUCGGGAUGAGACGAGGCGGAGGUCGCCCAUCGGCGACGGCGGCUCGCGUCGGGAGCGGAGACGGUCUCCGCGCAGAGAGGACCGCGAUCGGGAGCCCAGACAUCACCACCGGCAUCACCACCACCACCACCACCAUCGCCACCGCGGCGACAAAGACAAGGACCGGAGCAGUAGGACCGCCACCGCGGCCGCUGUCGAGGCCCUACCGUACGAGGCGCGGCAGCUGUCCAAGUCGGAGCUCGGGGUCUUCCGGCCGUUGCUGGCGUAUUACCUUGACCUGCAGAAGCAGAAGGACAUCCGCGACAUGGACGAGCGGGAGGUCCGGGGCCGGUGGAAGAGCUUCGUGGGGAAGUGGAACCGCGGGGAGCUGAGCCAGGGGUGGUAUGACCCCGAGAUGUUUGUGGCGGCCAAGGAGAGGGCCGUCGAGGAAGGCAUCGACGGGCCCAGGGAUGAAGGGAGGCACGACGACACCGAGGAGGUGAAAGAGGAGAGGCGCGGAAGGGGAGACGAUGGGCGGGCCGAAGAAGACGAGGAGGGGGAGGAGGACGACGACGAUGACGAUGAUCUUGGACCCAGGCUCCCGCCGACCGCGCGGGAGGGGGGUCAACGCUCCGGCCCCGGGAUCCCGAGCAUGGCAGACCUGUCUCUUCACCGCGAGACGCUGGCCGAGGAGGCGCAGCGCGAGAGGGAGGCGCGGAUCGCCGACCUGCGGAUGCAGCGCAAGGACGACCGGAAGCUGCAACGGGAGAGGUUGGACGACGUCGCGCCGCGGGCCGAGGCCGGGACGCGCGAGCGGCAGCUGGAGAAGAGGGCGCUGGAGCUCAUGGGGGGCGGGGACUCGCUGCAGGAGUUCAAGGCGAUGAAGGCGCGGGAGGAGCGCAAGAAGACGGAGAGGGAGGUGAGGCGGGAGGAGAUUGCGCGGGCGCGGGAGGCGGAGCGGGAGGAGCGGGUCCGGGAGUACCGCGAGAGGGAGGAGGGGGUCAUGAAGGGGCUGCGGGAGCUCGCGAGGCAGCGGUUUGGGUGA
Colletotrichum spaethianum is the source of this 1128-nucleotide messenger RNA. RefSeq lists its product as uncharacterized. The transcript is spliced from 2 exons. The coding region runs from base 1 to 1128 and encodes 375 amino acids. The record is from RefSeq and is a predicted model, not a curated record. Lineage: Eukaryota; Fungi; Ascomycota; Sordariomycetes; Glomerellales; Glomerellaceae.